GUCCCAGCAGAAUGCCAAGAUGAGCUCGAGGCCCGAGCGGAGACGACGGAGAAGGGGAAUCUCUGAGGGGUAUACACGGUCCAUCGCUUGGUGGCUCGAGUAUUGAUAGGUUGUGUUCACGAGUAGGAGCCGCUCAACAACCGGUGUUAUUGGCACAGCCGAUGCGCAAUGCGGCUCGCCCGCGCGCAAACCGCAAGCGCAUCGCGCUGGUAAGAUCCGGGAUACGUUGUGACCUCAGGGGACUCAAAGGAGCCCAAUGUGGCCUUAGACGACAAGGCGGUGAGGCUUCCGCACAACAUCAGCAAAUGGUCAAAUGUCGAAGUAUCGGGAGGUUCUCCACGUGGGAACGCACGAGCUUCAGAGGUACCGACCACUAGGUCCUAACGCGAGUUCCUCUACCCCGCGAAUCGUCUGGAGCAUCUAGCCGACCUCCCUCUCCCUGAAAAGGCAUUCGAGGGCAAUUGAAUCAACACCAUCAGGUGGAAAGUCGGAUUAGGUGCAUCAGGACGGUCAUGAUGACCUCGACACGGUGCUUGAGGUAGCGGAAGUUGAGUGCACUGCCUCAACAUACAGUCCUGAAGCUACAGCGACCAAAGUUGUC
This is a messenger RNA of Dichomitus squalens LYAD-421 SS1, 601 nucleotides long. RefSeq lists its product as uncharacterized. The record is from RefSeq and is a predicted model, not a curated record. The transcript is spliced from 7 exons. NCBI's taxonomy places the organism in Eukaryota, Fungi, Basidiomycota, Agaricomycetes, Polyporales, Polyporaceae. Bases 162 to 377 code for a protein of 71 amino acids.